AUGUUGAUGGUUGGUUUCAGCCUGUUGGAAUCUCCCAGGAACGAUCGAGCAGCCCAGUACCCAGGAAAAUGGCAGGCAGUUUUUCGCUUAUUUGAGUCUGGAAUCCCAAACCCUCAAGAAUGGCCUAGUGCAUGGGGAAACCAGCCUGGUGGGACUGCCUAUCCCGGGGCUUACCCUGGACAGUCACCUCCUGGGGUACCUGGACAGGCCCCACCUGGAGCCUAUCCUGGCACAACAGCACCUGCUUAUCCAGGAUCAACUGCAUCAGGUGCCUAUCCUGGGCAACUAGGUGGGCCUGGGGCCUACUCUCCUUCUGGACAGCCCAGUGCUCCUGGACAGCCUAGCACUCCCAGCACAUACCCUGCUGGUGGUCUCUUUGGUACUCCAGCUGGACCACUGAAUGUGCCCUAUGACCUGCCUCUACCUGCAGGAGUCAUGCCCCGCAUGCUGAUAACCAUGGGUACAGUCAAGCCCAAUGCGAACAGAAUUGCUUUAGAUUUCAAUCCACGCUCCAAUGAGAACGAGAGAGGCAUCAUCUGCCAUACAAAGACAGAUAAUAUCUGAGGCAAGGAAGAGCGACAGAUGGCUUUCCCAUUUGAAAGUGGUAAACCAUUCAAAAUCCAAGUACUGGUUGAAAAUGACCACUUCAAGGUGGCUGUCAUUGAUGCUCACUUGCUUCAGUACAACCAUCGGAUGGGAAAUCUCAAGGAUAUCAGCAAACUGGUCAUUUCUGAUGACAUAGACCUCACCAGUGCUUCACAUGUUAUGAUAUAA
Suncus etruscus (white-toothed pygmy shrew) is the source of this 774-nucleotide messenger RNA. RefSeq names its product galectin-3-like. Lineage: Eukaryota; Metazoa; Chordata; Mammalia; Eulipotyphla; Soricidae. Gene Ontology annotation, biological process: positive chemotaxis; macrophage chemotaxis; neutrophil chemotaxis. Gene Ontology annotation, molecular function: IgE binding; laminin binding; carbohydrate binding. Gene Ontology annotation, cellular component: immunological synapse; nucleus. The record is from RefSeq and is a predicted model, not a curated record.